CCAUGGGCACGGUUGUGGAUGCUCCCGCAGUUGUGACUGAGAAGGAGGUGGUUGCUGAGAACAUGUUGGGUGACAAGAAAGUCACAGUAGUAUUUGUUCUUGGUGGUCCUGGAAGUGGAAAGGGCACACAGUGUUCCAACAUUGUUGAACACUUUGGAUUCACCCAUCUUAGUGCUGGAGAUCUUUUGCGCGCGGAGAUUAAAUCUGGUUCUGAGAAUGGAACUAUGAUUGAGAACAUGAUAAAGGAGGGAAAGAUUGUUCCGUCGGAGGUGACUAUAAAGCUCUUGCAGCAAGCCAUGAUAAAGAAUGAGAAUGAUAAGUUCCUCAUUGACGGGUUUCCAAGGAAUGAAGAGAAUCGUGCUGCGUUCGAGAAUGUUACAAAAAUUUCGCCUGCAUUUGUGCUAUUCUUCAAUUGUUCUGAGGAAGAGAUGGAAAGACGUCUUUUGGGACGCAAUGAGGGUAGAGUUGAUGACAACAUCGAGACUAUCAGGAAGAGAUUCAAAGUUUUUGUUGAAUCCAGUUUGCCUGUGAUUGAGUACUAUGACGCGAAGGACAAGGUUAAGAAGAUCGAUGCUGCAAAACCAAUUCCUGAGGUGUUUGAAGAUGUCAAAGCCAUUUUUGCCCCAUAUGCCAAGGCUACAUAGAACAGUAUAAAGGACCACAAAGGUGAUAAAUGGAAUGAUUUCAUACAAGGUUUUGCUCAAGUGUGACUACAUAUCUGUGAUUACAAACCCUUAAUAUAGAUCAGACUUAUCAGUAGACAAUUUGAUUUGUUGCCAGCAAUAAGUUAGAUCUGGUUUGUGGUGUUCCUGCUAGAAGUUUUUAUUUACCACCCAUUGUUGGUGUAUCCCAUGUAGUGUUCCUGUACCAUUGUGUAAUUUACUGAAAGGACGAAUCAGACCUUGUGCCCAUGGGCUAUCCGGUUGUAUUACAGAAAAUUGAACUUAUCACAUGUUCACUCAUAUUUACAUUCUUUAUACACUGUUGGUUCUUCUGUUGAA
Triticum aestivum (bread wheat) is the source of this 1001-nucleotide messenger RNA. RefSeq names its product UMP-CMP kinase 3. The record is from RefSeq and is a predicted model, not a curated record. Lineage: Eukaryota; Viridiplantae; Streptophyta; Magnoliopsida; Poales; Poaceae. Gene Ontology annotation, molecular function: ATP binding. Gene Ontology annotation, biological process: pyrimidine nucleotide biosynthetic process; 'de novo' pyrimidine nucleobase biosynthetic process.